AUGUGUUUAUGUUUUUCUUGUCGAAUAUUGUUUUGUAAUCGUUUUUGCAGAUAUGAGAGGUUCAGGUGGUUCUUCUGCCAGCCGAGGCCGGGUAGGGAUACAGGUCAGGGACGCGGACGUGGACGCGGCCGUGGCGACCCAGAGCAAGAUCCCCCUGAGGGCUUGGAUCCUGGGGUUGAGCAGCAGGUGCUAGCGGGUAGACCCGCACCACGGAGAGCGGCGAGACAGCCGCAGCCACAGGACGAGCCGCCAGUGACGGACGAGACUGGGAGGGUUAAAGUUACACCUGAUGCUGCAAGAGAAAGGUUACUGGAUAGCAGGAACGACAACGAGACAGCAUCUAGGGCGAUCUUGCCCAUUUUCCGAUCUAGCUGGUUUACUGAGGGUUCCUCGUGGAAGAAGCUGACAGCAGAGCAUAAGGGCUUCUACUUCGAGGAGUUCAAGAAGGGUUUUUGCUGGGACACGACCUACCCUGAGGACCUGAUUAGAGGGGUCUUCUACCGACAUGCGGCAUAUCGGUACAAAAAUACUCUCCACAACAUGAAGCCAGAUAAAAAAGAGGGUAGUGUUAGCGCUGAUACUUGGGCGUCAUGGAAGCGAGACUGGGAUACUGCUGAGACUGAGGAGCUCGGUCGAGAGCCCACUUUGGCUGAGUUGCAUGUACGGUUGCACCUGAACAAAGCUGACCGGACUGUCUUCGUUAACAAAAGAUCAAAGGAUAAAAAUGAUGUUGACGUGUUUGUUGUUGGUGUUGUGAUUGCUAUUACGUAUAGUUGA
This is a messenger RNA of Mercurialis annua (annual mercury), 777 nucleotides long. RefSeq lists its product as uncharacterized. The coding region runs from base 1 to 777 and encodes 258 amino acids. NCBI's taxonomy places the organism in Eukaryota, Viridiplantae, Streptophyta, Magnoliopsida, Malpighiales, Euphorbiaceae. The record is from RefSeq and is a predicted model, not a curated record. The transcript has 5 exons.